GAAAAGCUUGCAAUUCCCACAAUUUCACAUUAGCACAGCUGCAACUACAGGAGACUGUUAAUCAACACCCAAUAUAACCUCGCAAAGAAUGGAAUCUAUUUACCUAAACUUAUUAUCGGCUCUUUUUGAAACAGUGGUCUUGAACUUUUGAUCAAUAAUCAUGUAGUAGUUGGCAUGUUGGUGAAGAAAAGAUAAGGUAAAAGAAAAAGAAGCGAGUGAGCUUGCUUUUCAUAUUUGUUGUUGAACAAAACAAAAUGAGUGUUUCUUUGACUGUUAUGACCUUUAAUCUUCAUGAAGAUCAGCCACAAGAUAGCCCAAAUUCUUGGGAGAGGAGGAGAGAUUUAUGUAUAAGUGUUAUAACAAGUUACUCUCCUAUGAUUCUCUGUACUCAACAAGGUAUUAAGUCGCAAUUGGAUCAUCUUCAACAGGGUUUGCCAGGUUAUAAUCAAUUUGGAAUAUCGAGAAAAGGAUCUCAAGACACUUCAGAUGAACACUGCAACAUCUUCUAUGACAAGGAAAAGGUAGAGCUGCUAGAAGGUGGAACAUUUUGGUUAUCAGAUUCACCCUCUGUCCCAGGAAGCAUGUCAUGGGGUGCUGCAGUUCCAUGUAUUGCAACGUGGGCUACAUUCCAAUUGAAAGGAGUUGAGCCACCAGGCUUUUCGUUUCAGAUAGUGAAUACAAACAUGGACGAAUUCAGUCCCCGUGCCCGUAGGCGAAGUGCUUUACUCACUUGGCAACAUAUUGCAUCCUUGCCUCCAAGCUUGCCAGUUGUGUAUUGUGGAGGAUUUAACACACAAAAGGAAUCAACUACAGGGCGCUUUCUUCUUGGCAGAUCAAGAGAGCAUGGUGUUGUGGGAGAUAUGAGGGAUGUGUGGCCCAAUGCCCGAGUGAGGAAAAAUGUUUCCCUCAUUCGCACUUACCAUGGAUUCAAAGGUGACAAGCAAGGUGCUCUUGAAUUCUUCAAGUUGAUCCUAAGAGCACUGUGCCUCUGCUGGGACCGACAAACUCAAGAUCUUCAUGUAGAUUGGAUUCUUUUCAGAGGCAGAUCUCUCGUUCCUGCCUUGUGUGAGGUGGUGAAUGAUAAUAUCGACGGGUAUUAUCCAUCCUCGCAUUAUCCAAUAUUCGCCGAGUUUAUGCUUCCUCGUUCUGUGCGACUGCUUGAACCACCUCCUAAUCAAGAAGAAAACUAAACUGUCAUCUGGUUUCAAGCUAGCCUCUUGCAUUCUUUUCCUAUCUGUUCUUUAGCAUUCAAGCGCUAAGAUCAUUCAUUAAUUGUUGUGGGUAUUUAGGCAGCACAAUAUAUUUGGUUUGGUCAUACAAGGAUCAUCAAGUUGAUUUUUUUUUUUUUAAAUUUUUAUUUUGCUUGUAUCUAUAGCUCUGUAAUUUGCUUACUUCCCUUCAAUAUUUAUGUUGGGGAAGAGAAAUUUUCUAUGAAGUUUUACUGCAUGGCCAUAAAAUUUUUACAACUA
Molecule: messenger RNA, 1469 nt
Organism: Jatropha curcas
Lineage: Eukaryota; Viridiplantae; Streptophyta; Magnoliopsida; Malpighiales; Euphorbiaceae
Source: RefSeq, a predicted model, not a curated record